This is a messenger RNA of Carassius gibelio (silver crucian carp), 2362 nucleotides long. Its product is annotated as gastrula zinc finger protein XlCGF8.2DB-like. Gene Ontology annotation, cellular component: nucleus. Lineage: Eukaryota; Metazoa; Chordata; Actinopteri; Cypriniformes; Cyprinidae. The record is from RefSeq and is a predicted model, not a curated record. The coding region runs from base 546 to 1826 and encodes 426 amino acids. Gene Ontology annotation, molecular function: RNA polymerase II cis-regulatory region sequence-specific DNA binding; DNA-binding transcription activator activity, RNA polymerase II-specific. The transcript has 3 exons. Gene Ontology annotation, biological process: regulation of transcription by RNA polymerase II.
AGACAGUAAAAGAAAUGGACACAGCGACCCCAUUGGAACUCAAUUGAGACAAGUGAAGCCCAUUUUUAGCAUUUUUUAGCACUUCCGUUUCUGACGCGCAGACUCAAACGAAGCUUGACGACGUCAGCAACCUGUCUGACAGAUGUAAAUCUUCUAGUAGCUGUGCGUGCAAACUGCCAUCGUUAAUCUUGCAGAGACGGCGAGCUUGAGCGGGGAGUUCUUUGGCGUGAGUGAGCAGGAGUAAGUAUUCUGAUUAAUUAUUUUGAAUAGUAUUUUAAAAUGUAACGCCAGUACGCCAUAUUAAGUUAAUUGCCUGCGAGCUUCUCCUCCUGUCUGUACGGUAAUGCGACAGAGAGACGAGUGGUUAUGAUGCAAUCGUUAGCCUAUUUUUACAAAAACUGUUUGUACGGGGCCAUAAUGUAACAUAGAAGGUAAUGGAGCCCUUUAUACAUUGUCGUGUAUCUUUAGAAAUAAAUAAUAGACAAACGGAGUCUUUAAACGCCUCAGAUGUAAAGUUAUUCACUGUCAAAGUGACGCCAAAAUGAAUGGGAGUCAAUGGGAAUGCUAACGCAAGUGAAGUUCUGCUACAAGAUGGCAGCCCCCACCCGACUUCAACUUCCGGUCGACUUCCUUGCCGCCUGGAUUGCGCCUGUGAUCGUAUACUUCCGGGUGUCGCGCCAGCGGAGCAGCUGCCAUUGAAUGAACGGGCGCGUUCCCGUGAGCGGAGGAGCAGCGUCGUGACGUUUGCAGGUGUAGAAAAGGAAGUUUCUGUAAAGAUGGAGUUUAUUAAAGAGGAGAGUGAAGAAGUGAGUAAUGCAGAAACAGAACGAGAGAAAGAGGAAGAAACUGAGGAACAGAGAGAUCUGCUGGAAGUGAAGGUGGAAAGUGAAGAAGUGAAUGAAGAUCAUCAGAAGAUCAUAACGGGAGAACAAUCACAGACUGAAGAUGACUUCUCCCAGAAGAGAACAGGAGCUAAGAAAUCUCCGUUCAGCUGCUCUCAGUGCGGGAAGUGUUUCACGCUCAAAGUCAACCUCAACAGCCACAUCAGAAUCCACAGCGGAGAGAGAAACUUCAGCUGUCUGCAGUGCGGCAGCAGCUUCUUCAAGAACGCAGACCUGAAGAGACACUUACAGACCCACAGCGGAGAGAAGCCCUUCAGCUGCCCGCACUGCUCCAAGAGCUUCACACGCAAGGAGAGCCUGGAGAACCACAUCCGGAUCCACACCGGAGAGAAGCCCUUCACCUGCCUCCUGUGUGACAAGAGCUUCAUCCGCAAGGGACACUUCAAGAACCACAUGAGGAUUCACUCUGGAGAGAGACCGUUCACGUGUCACGAGUGUGGAAAGAGCUUCACACAGGCUACGAUCCUCAGAAACCACCAGCACUCACACUCUGGAGAACGACCCUUCGGCUGCGAUCGCUGCGCAAAGAGCUUCAUCUCAGCAAAGCACCUGAAGAUACACCAGAAAAUACACCAGAAGCUCUUCCUGUGCUCCUUCUGUGGAAAGAUGUUUUCACAGCUGGGUUACCUGAAGGAGCACCAGAAGAUCCACACCGGAGAGAAAGCUCACGUGUGCUCGGUGUGUGGGAACAGCUUCUCCAGAGCCAAAUAUCUGAAGGAACACCAGAAAAUCCAUACAGGAGAGAAACCCUACAAGUGCUUGCACUGCGACAAGAGUUUCAGUCAGUCAGGUAACCUGAAGAUACAUGAGAGAGUUCACACCGGAGAGAAACCGCACCGCUGCCGGCCGUGUGGACGUAGCUUCAUCACCUCCAGCGCUCUCCUGUCGCACAGGACAAACUGCGUCCAGAAGUUACCAAAGUGAGCAGGAGUCAACAGAGAAACUCAAAUUUUCUUUUGCAAAGUCAUUUUCUUGAACAGCUCUUUCUAUAUUACGUUAACUGUGUGCAGUAGCAUUCAUCAGACGUAUUUGGAGUAUUAUUUCUCCAUGCACAUCCUUAACAAAUUCAUUAUAUCAGUCAGAGUUUGUGUGUGGUGGUGAAUUGAGAAGAAGAGCAGUGAGAACAUGAAGAGAUGAGAGAGUGCUGGAAACCUGUCAACUACAGCAUUGAUGAAAAUGUGAAAUACUGUGUACAAACUGUGUACAUUGGCCACAUGUUAAUUAAAGUAUAUUCAUAUUAUUUAUUUAUAACUUUAACUAAGACCACUGUAUUGUGCUUGGAUUGUACAUUAUGAAAUUUCAAUAAAUGAGAGCAAAACAUUGUACACAGCUGCUCUUUUUGUCUCAGAGGACAGAUAUUCUUGAGUUCAGCAGAUGUUCAGUAUUGUUUCAACAUUGUGUCUUAAUUCAGUGGUAAUAAAGCAUUUUUCUUUACAAAAUUCCUCCAGAUCUUUACUUUA